UUGAUAUACACAUCGGCCGUGGCGACAACUAUGGCGUUAUAGUGACAAGUUUAUGGCGUCAUAGCAGAAGUACUGGAGAUCGUGCAGGAGAACACAGGUGAGAGAUAAUGACUGAGCCAGCAAGAGAGAUGGAGGUGCUUGAGGAACCCGUCACCUGGGCCCACAUCCUGCCUAGAGUCCUGACUUUUCUCACCACUUUCCUCUCCUCUGACGCAGAUAAAUCCUCACUAAGCAAAGAAGCAGUUGAAUUGGCCUCCAAGUUUUUUAGUUUGGGUGCGGAUACUCAAGCAACCUUCGGCUUGACCUCCAGCUGGAUUGACCUCAUCACUGGAGGAGGUUCAUGGGUUAUUACGUUUCUCACCGUCCCCAUUCUCCUCGCCUUCGUCAUCUGGUACUUCAUCACCACCUUUGUUAUUAAGAAGAACGUACUUGGCCGGAGCGUCUGGUCAUCGUCAGAGGUCAACAAGCAAGAUGAAGUGUUUGAUAAGUUAUCGAGGCAGGUAGUAGAGGCCAUCGACAACCCUUGGUAGCCACAACAGCACUCCCGUCUCAUAUAGUUUACCACGGCAUCGUUCAAGAGAUCAUUUACCUGACCUAAGUGUGAGUCUCGAUGCACGAAGAAAAAUAAUUACCAGUGACUGUAAAUUUAGUAAACAGCAUUAUCUUAACACAACAUUAACUUAACAGGAGACAAACUUUCAUUAGUGAAGAGAAAUGAGAAAUUGUUUUUGUGGCAGCAGUUGAGAUUAGCCUUUAUGGCUGACAUUUUCCUCAUAUUACGAUUUAUUUUAAAUUCUAGUAUUAACUAUGCUCAUUAGGUAAGAAAUUAGAAAAGUUUCAACUGACAUUUAUUAAAACGAUCGUUCACAUAUCACAACAGUGAGAGUUUAUAUAUAUUACAAAUUUUACCUUAUAUAUUAAACUGUUAAACAGUUCGCUGACAAGACAAUCCAGAUCACCUGAAGCAUCACCCCCCCCCCUCCUCCACAAACGCUACCGAGGGAGGGAGAUUCUUUAGGAAAUGCAAAUAUCCGUCGCAAAAAAAAAGUGA
Molecule: messenger RNA, 1051 nt
Organism: Homarus americanus (American lobster)
Lineage: Eukaryota; Metazoa; Arthropoda; Malacostraca; Decapoda; Nephropidae
Exons: 4
Coding region: 108-530 (140 amino acids)
Source: RefSeq, a predicted model, not a curated record